UAUAUGUUUUUUGGGAGACACCAUUCCAGAUUAAAUUGUGCAUAUGUAAGUCUUAGACUAGUCUUAAACCAGGGGUGGUAAAUGGUAAAUGGACUGCAUUUAUAUAGCGCUUUCAUAGACCAAUGGCCAUCCAAAGCGCUUUACAAUUUUGCCUCACAUUCACCCAAUCACUUACACAUUCAUACACCGACGGCGGUGUCAGCCAUGCAAGGCGCCAUCCAGCUCGUCGGGAGCAGCUGGGGUUAGGUGCCUUGCUCAAGGACACCUCGACACUUGGUCAGGUGGAGCCGGGGAUUGAACCACCAACCUUCCGAUUUGUAGACAACCUACAUGAACCACUGAGCCACUGCCGCCCCACCCCUUAAACCAGGGGUGGGCAUUCGUGGUCCUGGAGGCCUUUGAUGAGAUUUUUCAAACUUCAGAAAUGCCCACCCCUUUCCAGAAAACCACCCCAUUAUGUUUUAAAUAGCAUGCUACAGUUUUGUAGUGUUUUGGCUUGAUGUUUACACUAAUCUGAGAUACGUGUGUGAUUAUUGUAUAUGCCUUAAGUUUUUUUUUUUUCAUAUCAAAGUUACAUGUGUGUUCAUUAUAUGGGUUUAUUUGUGUCAUUGAACUUUAGGAACCUUUGCUUAUCAAAUGUUUGAAAAGUUAAAAACAGUUUAAAGAGUCUAAGUAGUUUAAUACUAAAUCAACAUUACAACUGCAGCAACAAACAUUAUAUAAUUUAAGAAAAUCCAAUAGUUUCAUAAAUCCAUAAGACAACAAAAUUGUUGCAUUUCUCAACAUGUCAACCAUGGUUCACGACUGAGUGCAUGUCCAUGUAAAAUGCAGUAACAUAAAAUACACUUCUGAAAGCAUUUGGCAGUCGAAACAUUUUAUUUCAAGACCAAAGUUAACCUAACAUGUGUCAGUCAAUGUAGUUUAACUAUGAUCAUGCUUUAAAUAACUUCUGGGUUGAGAGAAGUUUGUUAAUGUUUAGUAGCGCUGCAAAGUAUCUAUACAACAAAAGACUAAUACCCCAAAACUAGAUCAUCUUAACACAUGGAGCCAGGAUAGGUAUUUAUAUAAAAUGUCUAACCAGUUAGCGGACACAGUUUAUUUGGCUAGUUUUAACCGGAUGUUAAUGAUCUAAUACACCUGCUGCCAAUGGAUCAUAAUUGGAUCUGGUGAUGCGAAUCAAUGCUAACUUUUAAAAAGGCCAUGUGACGAUGUGAACCUAAACUAUUGAACUUGUAGUCAAUAUGUGGUCUUUUAGAUGCAUUGUUUUAGUUUAUCAACUAUGUGAUGUAUACUGUUCCCCAGUUAAACGUGCUUUACAUGUAUCUGACCAGAGUGAUGUUGGCAUAGGACUACAAGAAACUAAAGGCUUACUUGGACAAGAUGCUGGAUCUCACCUCUUUUUGGAAUCUAACAAUAUACAUCAGAAUAUCCACAAUGGUGCUGAAAAAUCCAACCUUAAUCCUUCUGAUCUCAGAUCUACUUCUGUUUCAUCUAUGAGUGCAAAUUCCAAUCUUGAGAAACCUCAUUAUAAUCCAUCACUUCACCACAGUUCCUCUUUCCCGGUCAAAUCAAGCAUUCUUUUCUCAAAAACAAGUUCUAAAACUGGUUUUGGUAGAUAUAUGAAACAAAGUUUUUCUCUCCCCUCUAAAAUAUCCAGCUCUAAGCCUGAGAAACUGAGUUCUCCUAAGAAAACCAGUUCUAAACCUGAAAAUACUUCUGUAAAAACCACCUCUUCCCUCCCCUCUGAGAAACCAAAUAAAAAAGCUGAGAAGCCUAGUCCUUCUAUGAAAACCAUUUUAAAACCUGGAAAGACCAGUGCUCCUAUGGAAACCAGUUCUGAAGCUGAAAAGCCUGGUGCUCCUGUAGAAACCGGUUCAAAACCUGAGAAGCCCAAUGCCCCUUUGAAAACAAGUUCUAAACUGGAAAAUACAAGUGCUCCAGUGGGAACCAGUUCUGAACCUGAAAAGCCUGGUGCCCCUUUGGAAACCAGUUCUAAACCUGAAAAGCCUAGUGCCCCUAUGGAAACCAGCUCUAAACCUGAAAAUACUAGUGCUCCUAUGGAAACCAGUUCUGAACCUGGAAUGGUGAAUGGUGCCCCUUUGGAAACCAGUUCUAAACUGGAAAAUGCAAGUGCUCCAGUGGGAACCAGUUCUAAACGUGUGAAGCCCAGUGUGCCUUUGGAAACUAGUCCUGAACCUGAAAAUACUAGUGCUCCUGUUGAAACCAGUUCUAAACCUGAAAAGCCUAGAGCUCCAGUGGGAACCAGUUCUGAACCUGAAAAGCCUAGUGCUCCUGUUGAAACCAGUUCUAAACCUGAAAAUACUAGUGCUCCAGUGGGAACCAGUUCUAAACCUGUGAAGCCCAGUGUGCCUUUGGAAACUAGUCCUGAACCUGAAAAUACUAGUGUUCCAGUGGGAACCAGUUCUAAACCUGAAAAUACUAGUGCUCCUGUUGAAACCAGUUCUAAACCUGAAAAUACAAGUGCUCCAGUGGGAACCAAUUCUGAACCUGAAAAGCCUAGUGCUCAAGUGGGAACCAGUUCUAAACCUGUGAAGCCCAGUGUGCCUUUGGAAACUAGUCCUGAACCUGAAAAUACUAGUGUUCCAGUGGGAACCAGUUCUAAACCUGAAAAGCCUAGUGCUCCUUGGGAAACCAGUUCAGAACCUGAAAAGCCUGGUGCUCCUGUGGAAAACCGUUCAAAACCUGAAAAUACUAGUGCUCCUGUUGAAACCAGUUCUAAACCUGAAAAUACAAGUGCUCCAGUGGGAACCAAUUCUGAACCUGAAAAGCCUAGUGCUCAAGUGGGAACCAGUUCUAAACCUGUGAAGCCCAGUGUGCCUUUGGAAACUAGUCCUGAACCUGAAAAUACUAGUGUUCCAGUGGGAACCAGUUCUAAACCUGAAAAGCCUAGUGCUCCUUGGGAAACCAGUUCAGAACCUGAAAAGCCUGGUGCUCCUGUGGAAAACCGUUCAAAACCUGAAAAUACUAGUGCUCCUGUUGAAACCAGUUCUAAACCUGAAAAUACUAGUGUUCCAGUGGGAACCAGUUCUAAACUGGAAAAUACUAGUGCUCCUUUGGAAACCAGUUCUGAACCUGAAAAGCCUGGUGCUCCUGUGCAAAACCGUUCAAAACCUGAAAAUACUAGUGCUCCAGUGGGAACCAGUUCUAAACCUGAAAAUACUAGUGCUCCUGUUGAAACCAGUUCUAAACCUGAAAAGCCUAGAGCUCCAGUGGGAACCAGUUCUAAACCUGAAAAUACUAGUGCUCCUGUUGAAACCAAUUCUAAACCUGAAAAGCCUAGAGCUCCAGUGGGAACCAGUUCUAAACCUGAAAAUAGUAGUGCUCCUGUUGAAACCAGUUCUAAACCUGAAAAUACAAGUGCUCCAGUGGGAACCAGUUCUGAACCUGAAAAGCCUAGUGCUCCAGUGGGAACCAGUUCUAAACCUGUGAAGCCCAGUGUGCCUUUGGAAACUAGUCUUGAACCUGAAAAUACUAGUGCUCCAGUGGGAACCAGUUCUAAACCUGUGAAGCCCAGUGUGCCUUUGAAAACUAGUCCUGAACCUGAAAAUACUAGUGCUCCAGUGGGAACCAGUUCUAAACCUGUGAAGCCCAGUGUGCCUUUGGAAACUAGUCCUGAACCUGAAAAUACUAGUGCUCCAGUGGGAACCAGUUCUAAACCUGAAAAUACUAGUGCUCCUGUUGAAACCAGUUCUAAACCUGAAAAUACAAGUGCUCCAGUGGGAACCAGUUCUAAACCUGUGAAGCCCAGUGUGCCUUUGGAAACUAGUCCUGAACCUGAAAAUACUAGUGCUCCAGUGGGAACCAGUUCUAAACCUGAAAAGCCUAGUGCUCCAGUGGGAACCAGUUCUAAACCUGUGAAGCCCAGUGUGCCUUUGGAAACUAGUCCUGAACCUGAAAAUACUAGUGUUCCAGUGGGAACCAGUUCUAAACCUGAAAAUACUAGUGCUCCUGUUGAAACCAGUUCUAAACCUGAAAAUACAAGUGCUCCAGUGGGAACCAGUUCUGAACCUGAAAAGCCUAGUGCUCCAGUGGGAACCAGUUCUAAACCUGUGAAGCCCAGUGUGCCUUUGGAAACUAGUCCUGAACCUGAAAAUACUAGUGCUCCUGUUGAAACCAGUUCUAAACCUGAAAAGCCUAGUGCUCCAGUGGGAACCAGUUCUAAACCUGAAAAGCCUAGUGCUCCUUUGGAAACCAGUUCUGAACCUGAAAAGCCUGGUGCUCCUGUGGAAAACCGUUCAAAACCUGAAAAUACUAGUGCUCCUGUUGAAACCAGUUCUAAACCUGAAAAUACUAGUGUUCCAGUGGGAACCAGUUCUAAACUGGAAAAUACUAGUGCUCCUUUGGAAACCAGUUCUGAACCUGAAAAGCCUGGUGCUCCUGUGCAAAACCGUUCAAAACCUGAAAAUACUAGUGCUCCAGUGGGAACCAGUUCUAAACCUGAAAAUACUAGUGCUCCUGUUGAAACCAGUUCUAAACCUGAAAAUACAAGUGCUCCAGUGGGAACCAGUUCUGAACCUGAAAAGCCUAGUGCUCCAGUGGGAACCAGUUCUAAACCUGUGAAGCCCAGUGUGCCUUUGGAAACUAGUUCUGAACCUGAAAUGCCUAGUGCUCCUUUGGAAACCAGUUCUGAACCUGAAAAGCCUGGUGCUCCUGUGGAAAACCGUUCAAAACCUGAAAAUACUAGUGCUCCUGUUGAAACCAGUUCUAAACCUGAAAAGCCUAGUGCUCCAGUGGGAACCAGUUCUAAACCUGUGAAGCCCAGUGUGCCUUUGGAAACUAGUCCUGAACCCGAAAAUACUAGUGUUCCAGUGGGAACAAGUUCUAAACCUGAAAAGCCUAGUGCUCCUUUGGAAACCAGUUCUGAACCUGAAAAGCCUGGUGCUCCUGUGGAAAACCGUUCAAAACCUGAAAAUACUAGUGCUCCUGUUGAAACUAGUCCUGAACCUGAAAAUACUAGUGCUCCAGUGGGAACCAGUUCUAAACCUGAAAAGCCUAGUGCUCCAGUGGGAACCAGUUCUAAACCUGUGAAGCCCAGUGUGCGUUUGGAAACUAGUCCUGAACCUGAAAAUACUAGUGUUCCAGUGGGAACCAGUUCUAAACCUGAAAAUACUAGUGCUCCUGUUGAAACCAGUUCUAAACCUGAAAAUACAAGUGCUCCAGUGGGAACCAGUUCUGAACCUGAAAAGCCUAGUGCUCCAGUGGGAACCAGUUCUAAACCUGUGAAGCCCAGUGUGCCUUUGGAAACUAGUCCUGAACCUGAAAAUACUAGUGUUCCAGUGGGAACCAGUUCUAAACCUGAAAAUACUAGUGCUCCUGUUAAAACCAGUUCUAAACCUGAAAAUACUAGUGCUCCUGUUGAAACCAGUUCUAAACCUGAAAAGCCUAGAGCUCCAGUGGGAACCAGUUCUAAACUGGAAAAUACUAGUGCUCCUUUGGAAACCAGCUCUGAACCUGAAAAGCCUGGUGCUCCUUUGCAAAACCGUUCAAAACCUGAAAAUACUAGUGCUCCAGUGGGAACCAGUUCUAAACCUGAAAAUACUAGUGCUCCUGUUGAAACCAGUUCUAAACCUGAAAAGCCUAGAGCUCCAGUGGGAACCAGUUCUAAACCUGAAAAGCCUAGAGCUCCAGUGGGAACCAGUUCUAAACCUGAAAAUACUAGUGCUCCUGUUGAAACCAGUUCUAAACCUGAAAAUACUAGUGCUCCUGUUGAAACCAGUUCUAAACCUGAAAAUACUAGUGCUCCAGUGGGAACCAGUUCUGAACCUGAAAAGCCUAGUGCUCCAGUGGGAACCAGUUCUGAACCUGAAAAGCCUAGAGCUCCAGUGGGAACCAGUUCUAAACCUGAAAAGCCUAGAGCUCCAGUGGGAACCAGUUCUAAACCUGAAAAUACUAGUGCUCCUGUUGAAACCAGUUCUAAACCUGAAAAGCCUAGAGCUCCAGUGGGAACCAGUUCUAAACCUGAAAAUACUAGUGCUCUUAUGGAAACCAGUUCUGAACCUGAAAAGCCUAGUGCUCCUUCGGAAACCAGUUCUGAACCUGAAAAGCCUGGUGCGCCCUUGGAAACUAGUCCUGAACAUGAAAAUACAAGUGUUCCAGUGGGAACCAGUGCUAAACCUGAAAAGCCUGGUGCCCCUUUGGAAACCAGUUCUAAACCUGAAAAGCCUGGUGCCCCUUUGGAAACCAGUUCUGAACCUGAAAGGCCUGGUGCUCCUGUGGAAACCAGUUUUGAACCUGAGAAGCCUGGUGCUCCUACAGAAACCAGUUCUAAACCUGAGAAUACUAGUGCAUCAGUGGGAACCAGUUCUGAACCUGAAAAGCCUAGUGCUCCUUCGGAAACCAGUUCUGAACCUGAAAAGCCUGGUGCGCCCUUGGAAACUAGUCCUGAACAUGAAAAUACUAGUGCUCCAAUGGAAACCAGUUCUAAACCUGAAAAGCCUGGUGCCCCUUUGGAAACCAGUUCUAAACCUGAAAAGCCUGGUGCCCCUUUGGAAACCAGUUCUGAACCUGAAAAGCCUGGUGCACCUUUGGAAACCAGUUCUGAACCUGAAAAGCCUGGUGCCCCUUCGGAAACUAGUCCUGAACAUGAAAAUACUAGUGCUCCAAUGGAAACCAGUUCUAAACCUGAAAAUACUAGUGCUCCAAUGGAAACCAGUUCUAAACCUGAAAAUACUAGUGCUCCAAUGGAAACCAGUUCUAAACCUGAAAAUACUAGUGCUCCAAUGGAAACCAGUUCUAAACCUGAAAAGCCUGGUGCCCCUUUGGAAACCAGUUCUAAACCUGAAAAGCCUGGUGCCCCUUUGGAAACCAGUUCUGAACCUGAAAAGCCUGGUGCCCCUUUGGAAACCAGUUCUAAACCUGAAAAGCCUAGUGCCCCUUUGGAAACCAGUUCUGAACCUGAAAAGCCUGGUGCACCUUUGGAAACCAGUUCUGAACCUGAAAGGCCUGGUGCUCCUGUGGAAACCAGUUUUGAACCUGAGAAGCCUGGUGCUCCUACAGAAACCAGUUCUAAACCUGAGAAUACUAGUGCAUCAGUGGGAACCAGUUCUGAACCUGAAAAGCCUGGUGCCCCUUUGGAAACCAGUUCUGAACCUGAAAAGCCUGGUGCCCCUUUGGAAACCAGUUCUGAACCUGAAAAGCCUGGUGCCCCUUUGGAAACCAGUUCUGAACCUGAAAAGCCUGGUGCCCCUUUGGAAACCAGUUCUAAACCUGAAAAGCCUAGUGCCCCUUUGGAAACCAGUUCUGAACCUGAAAAGCCUGGUGCCCCUUUGGAAACCAGUUCUGAACCUGAAAAGCCUGGUGCCCCUUUGGAAACCAGUUCUGAACCUGAAAAGCCUGGUGCCCCUUUGGAAACCAGUUCUAAACCUGAAAAGCCUAGUGCCCCUUUGGAAACCAGUUCUAAACCUGAAAAGCCUAGUGCCCCUUUGGAAACCAGUUCUAAACCUGAAAAGCCUAGUGCCCCUUUGGAAACCAGUUCUGAACCUGAAAGGCCUGGUGCUCCUGUGGAAACCAGUUUUGAACCUGAGAAGCCUGGUGCUCCUACAGAAACCAGUUCUAAACCUGAGAAUACUAGUGCAUCAGUGGGAACCAGUUCUGAACCUGAAAAGCCUAGUGCUCCUUUGGAAACCAGUUCUGAACCUGAAAAGCCUAGUGCUCCUUUGGAAACCAGUUCUGAACCUGAAAAGCCUAGUGCUCCUUUGGAAACCAGUUCUGAACCUGAAAAGCCUGGUGCUCCUACAGAAACCAGUUCUAAACCUGAGAAUACUAGUGCAUCAGUGGGAACCAGUUCUAAACCUGAAAAAACCAGUACUCUUAUGGAAAACAGUUCUGAACCUAAGAAGCCUAUUUCCCUUUAUUCUGAGAAUGUUAAGACCGGCGUUAAACCUAAAACCUCUAGUAACUCUCUGCAGCUUGUAAACUUGUUUUCCAAUGGGAAACCCAAAUCUAAAUAUGAGAAAUCAAGUUUUAGAUCAUCUGAAAAAUCUAUCUUGAAAUCUGGUUCAGAUAUUUCUCAAGGAAAGGUAAACUGGUUUCAACAGAAGUCUGGGUUUAAAUCAUCUAUCAAAUCUAGUAGUCGAUCUUCUGUCUCUAAGCCUGCUGUUAAAUCCGUCUCCAGUGACAUGAAACCGUCUAACUGUACCUCUGUGAACAACAGCUCCAAGUCAAAGUUCAUUGCUCUCCUAACUGAAAAAUCUGUUUCUGAAUCCUCUGAGAGCUGGACUGAAAACAUGAACCGGUCUUCUCAACUUUCCAAAACCUCAAGUUCUCUUCUAUCUGGCAAAGCUCUUUUUAGAUCAUCAGAGGUAUCCAGUUCUCACCCGUCUGAAGGAUCCAGAUCUCAUGUGUCAAAGGUGGAAGGUUCUCUUCUAUUAGAAGAAUCUGCUUCUCUUCUCUCUAAACUAGACGGGUCUCUUCCAUUGAAGGAAAGUUCUGCUUGUAGUUCUACAACAUCUAAGAAGUCUGCUGCUCCCCCAGUGAAGGAUCCUUCAGCUCAUCAGUGCUUAUGACGGCUCGUUCAGCUUGUAAAACAUUGAUUUUUAUACCACUGACCAAUGAUUUUGUAUAUGUGCCAAUAAAAUGUGCUACGUUUUGA
Messenger RNA from Paramisgurnus dabryanus, 8611 nucleotides. RefSeq lists its product as uncharacterized. Lineage: Eukaryota; Metazoa; Chordata; Actinopteri; Cypriniformes; Cobitidae. The record is from RefSeq and is a predicted model, not a curated record.